UGAUUUUGCAUUUCCGGGAGAGCUGUUUUGUUGAACAGCUCUCCUCCCUGUCAGCUUGGGCACACAGCUUUGGAUGGCUGUGCACAACACAGCCAUCCAAAGCAGUGUGAUUACAGUGAAGCACACUGACACCCCCCCUAGUAAAACAUACCCAGCACACAGUUAACCCUUUGAUCACCCCUCAUGUUAACCCCAUACCUGCCCAGUGCCAUUAGUACAGUGUCAGUUCUUUUUUUUUUCAGCACUGAUCACUGUAUUGGUGUCACUGGAGAUGUCAGUGACACCAAGUCAGUGCCCCCCAGUGUCAGAAUGUCAACCGCAGUCCCA
This is a messenger RNA of Staurois parvus, 327 nucleotides long. The record is from the annotation of a GenBank genome assembly. Lineage: Eukaryota; Metazoa; Chordata; Amphibia; Anura; Ranidae.